UUUCAUUCCAUCCUCCUUUCUCUUGGGCAAUGUCCCCCCGCACUGGGGAAAUUCCUCCUCUGCACAAUAUAUAAGCCCCCCGGCCUGGUGGAAGGCAUUUUCACCACAGAGAAGGCAACCCAGACAUCAUGGCUGUUCUGCUCAGGGCUCUGACCCUGGCAGGUAAGAGGUGGGAAGGGCCCCCGGGGUGGAGGGUGGAAAAGAGACCAGGGUUCCUGAGCUUUGUAAUGAGAGAAGGAUAGAGUCACCAGACCUCCAGUUCUGACCUGAAGCUUCCAGGUUUGCUUGGCUUCCUCCAGGUGGCAAGUGGAGGGGCUUGAAUCUCCAGGUGGGCAAAAGUCCCUUACAAUAAAAUAAAAUAAAGAUCAUUAAGAAGAUUGUGCAUGAAGCUUGCAAGCUUCAGCCCAGCAGGAACAGACUGCAAAACAUAGCCUAAACCAUGGGUAGGCAAACUAAGGCCCAAUCGCCUUCUAAAUCCGGCCCACGGACGGUCCGGGAAUCAGCGUGUUUUUACAUGAGUAGAAUGUGUCCUUUUAUUUAAAAUGCAUCUCUGGGUUAUUUGUGGGACCUGCCUGGUGUUUUCACAUCAGUAGAAUGUGUGCUUUGAUUUAAGGUUAUUUGUGGGGCAUAGGAAUUCAUUCAUUGUAUUUAUUUUUUCAAAGUAUAGUCCGGCCCCCCACAAGGUCUGAGGGAUAGUGGACCGGCCCCCUGCUGAAAAAGUUUGCUGACCCCUGGCCUCAACAGUCUGCAGGGUCUGCUCCCCUCUGCUCUCCUCUCCCAAUUAACCUCCGUCUCCAGGGGCCUCCCCUUGUGACAUCACUGGGGGUCUCCCCUCGUACCACCAGAGGCUACCCCUAGGUCUCAGGUAUGGACCCUGAAAUCUUGGGGUCUGAAUUGCUCCUAACUUGGAUCAUAGGAUCACAAACAUCUGCCUUAUCCUGAGCUUAGGGUGGGAAUAGUGUUGGCAGCAUUCCCACCAGAACAAACACAAACCCCUGUGUUGCAAAAUGUGACAAAAUGCAAACACAACACGCAGGCUAAUAACUGUUAGUAAAUAUAUAAUCGGUACGAUGUCAUUCAAAAUAUAGGAAUAAGCCACUUCAAAAUGAUGUCUAUAUCAUACAACACAUCUCACAAAAUAUACAAGUAACUGCAAGUUGUUAUAUGUAUAAUAGUCAAACGAAGAUUCAAACAACCAAUGAAUAGUGAGGAAUGCCAAACCGUCUCUCAAAGGAAGACGUCUCACAAAAGUCUCAAAAGGACAGUGCAUCCGGAAUAGUUCAACUGUUUUGGAAAAAAGUCUUCAUCAGCGAAUAAUUAUCAAUGAAAUAUACCGGUACAUACUAGUGAAGAUCAUACUAAUGGAUCAGUGCUCACUGGAUAAUGUAGCUGCUGUUGCAUUUACUAACAGUAAAUUACUAACAGUUAUUAGCCAGCAUGUUGUGUUAGCAUUCGAACCAGCACACGCCUUUUGCAGCUGGAUCUAGAAUUGAUGUCUUUUCUCUGCAUUCCGAAAAGCUCCCUCUGCAAAUCCCUGGCGAUCUGGCUAUUGUCCAAAGGCAGCUGCCAAUGUUAGGGGCGAGAGAAGGAAGCUUGGGUGGGGUAAUGUUUAUCGGCUUGUGGUAAUGAAGAAGCGGGAAUUUCCACCGAUGUGGCGGAACAAUUUCCCUACUGAAAUACGAGAGGGCCCAAUCAGUAUUGGCAUUCCGCCGGCUCCUCAAUACGCCCCUGUUUAGACAGCAAGCAUCUCCAGCGAGCAUCUCCAAGCAUGACAGUUUACAAUUCUGUUUGAGCUCUUUUAAUUGCUGUGCUGUAUGGACUUGUUUGCUACUCUUUUGAUUGCGGAUUUUUAAAAAAAAUAUUUUUGAUGGAAUUGUUUUAUGUUUUGUCAGUUUUACACCUGUAAACUGCUUAGAAGCCUUGUCGGCACAUAAGCGGUAUAUAAAUUAAAUCAUCACCCGGAACUUCCCAAAAUCUUCCUCUUUUUUAAAAUACAUUUUUAUUGGUUUUUUGAACAUAUCAUUUCCAACAAUCAUUUAACAUAACUUCUUAUACAAUAUUUCAGACUUCCGUCAACAACUUCUGAAGAUUUUCCAUUCUUUAUCACUUGUUCUGCAUUUCUGAAUUUCUCUGUUACUUUUAAUUAUCUUAACUAAUAAUUCUCAUCCUAGUCUUUCUUGCAAUAUUGCAAAUAGCCCUCCUCACAGAACGUCUUGCAGUCCUACUAGCGUAAUCUGUUUAUUACAAUUGAUUUUCAAAUAGUUCAGAUAUUUACUCCAGUCUUCUAAGAAUCUCUGAUCCCGCAGAUUUCGAAUCCUUCCUGUUAAUUUAUCUAAUUCUGCAUAGCCCAUUAAUUUCAUUUGCCAUUCUUCUGUCAUCAGUAAUCCUUCUUGCUUCCAUUUUUGUGCCAAUAAUAUUCUUGCUGCCGUCAUUGCACUUCCUGAAAUCUUCCUAUAACCUUUCUUCUUGGUUCUGCUCUUGCAGCCUUCCCCCCCCCCAUCAUAAUUUUUAUUGAGUUUUCCAUGUUUCAUUUCAAUUCAAUACACAUAUUUACAACUUAUAUUAUUUGCUCCUAGGGAGCAUUGACCUCCUUCCCUCCCUCUUUCUGACUUCCCUAUAACAUUAACGUAUCUACCGCAUUUCCCUAGUCACUUCUUUACAUUAUAUCAGCGUUUAAAAAUCACUCUCUCAUUUGUAAAUUAGCACCUUAAUUUCACAUUGCUAAACAUUUCAUGUUAAGGCUACAAACCUUUUCAAAUAAGUACAGUUUUCUUUCAAAUAAUAAAUGAAUUUGCUACAGUUCUUUAGAAAUCUUUCAUCGGGUCGAUUCCUGAUUUCCCCCGUCAACUUUGACAACUCCACAAAUUCUACCAUCUUUAUCCGCCAGUCCUCCAGUGUGGGGAGUUCUGCUGUUUCCAUCUUUGGGCCAGGAGGAUUCUUGCUGCCGUUGUGGCAUACAUGAAUAAAUGUACCGUAUUUUUUGCUCUAUAAGACUCACUUUUUCCCUCCUAAAAAGUAAGGGGAAAUGUGUGUGCGUCUUAUGGAGCGAAUGCAGGCUGCGCAGCUAUCCCAGAAGCCAGAACAGCAAGAGGGAUUGCUGCUUUCACUGCGUAGCGAUCCCUCUUGCUGUUCUGGCUUCUGAGAUUCAGAAUAUUUUUUUCUUGUUUUCCUCCUCCAAAAACUAGGUGCGUCUUGUGGUCUGGUGCGUCUUAUAGAGCGAAAAAUAUGGUACAUCUUUUUUAUGAAUUUCUUCACUAAUUAACCCUCUUGUCUUGCAGCCUUAGUCUCCUGCCUCCAGCUGUCCGAUGCCAUCCAGAUUGUCCCCACCCCAUCGACCCCACGUGUAGGACAAACGGUCACCCUUUCUGUGCAGGGCAUAAGGGACCCCACCAUCUGCUUUUGGUUCCGGGGGAACAGAUUCGACAAGGGUCGAAUGAUCUUCCAGAUUGAGGCCGGAAGGGUGGUCUCAAGGGGUGGGGGCUCCACGGACCGCCACAGCCUGGGGAGAGACUGCGCCCUAGUUAUCCAAGGCGUGCAGUCGCCCGACGCUGGGGAGUACUAUUUUAUCGCCUUGCACGGGAGACGCUCAGGUCAAAGAUGGGAAGAUGCUCUGACACAGCUGCAAGUUUCCAGUGAGUACAUAAAGGGGAAAUGAGGCUAUUCUGGGGGGUGGGGGAGAGGCUGGAAGCAGCCUGAAGGAUCUGCAGUGAUUCAGAGUUUAACCGCUGUCGUGGACUGUUUGAACACAGAGGAAUGGUGGUAGUGGGACAGAGGGAUGAGUGGUCAGAGGGAAAAGACUGGAAGGAUGAGCUGUCGGAAGCUGAAGAGGUAACAGGGUAUAGUAAUAAUAAUAAUAAUAAUAAUAAUAAUAAUAAUUUUAAAAUUUAUAUCCUGCCCAUCUGGGGCGUUUUGCCAAGCGUUUGACUGGCCUUGUUCCUGUGUCUCAAAAAGCAGCUUGCAAUGUAGAUACAGUAUCUGGUUAUAUGUUUUUUUAAAAAAUUAUUAUUAUUAUUAUUAUCUGGUUAUCUGGUUGGUAAAAGGGUGUGUGUGCGCACCACAAAAAUAGUUUGCCUGUGGAUUAUGCUGCUACCUCUGGCACAGGAGCAAGAACAGGCAACAAUGAGUGGUUGCCAUGAGGGGGUUGCCAACUGAUGAGACAGCAGCUGCUCUUUCGCCUCUAGCAUCAGCUUGAUCUGCAAACACCAAGAGGUUGUGCAAAUUAUACCAGGCCCAGUAGAAAAGUUGGCAACUCUAGGGAAGUUAGUGAAGUUGGAAACUCUGCGAGAGGCAAUUUUCUCCCUACCCUUCAGCUGACUCUCUCCCUGUUUGUUGCAGACUGAUGAAUCUGGAUCCCCUCCCACGGACCAACAGCUUUCGUUCCAAGGAUGAAGGAACUGGCCCUUAAGAUGAAUGAAUUUCCCCUUUGGUUCCCCUUCCCUUCCUUCUCUCUGAUCACCUCUUGCCUUCCACUAAAGGAGAACACCUCAAUAAAAUAUCCGCACUGGCAAUUCAAAACA
Podarcis lilfordi (Lilford's wall lizard) is the source of this 4517-nucleotide messenger RNA. NCBI's taxonomy places the organism in Eukaryota, Metazoa, Chordata, Lepidosauria, Squamata, Lacertidae. The record is from the annotation of a GenBank genome assembly.